Messenger RNA from Cicer arietinum (chickpea), 777 nucleotides. Its product is annotated as probable polygalacturonase At3g15720. Lineage: Eukaryota; Viridiplantae; Streptophyta; Magnoliopsida; Fabales; Fabaceae. The record is from RefSeq and is a predicted model, not a curated record. Gene Ontology annotation, molecular function: polygalacturonase activity. Gene Ontology annotation, biological process: carbohydrate metabolic process.
UGCAAAUAACUAUAGUACUUUUUUGAUAUUUUCAAUAUUCCAAUGAAUAUAUUCAUGAUGCAGGACUUGCUUAUAAUUGGCCUUCUGAUAUUUUGUAUUGUAUCUUGCAACUCGUGGGUUGGAUUUUGUCAACAAAAUACUUUUAAUGUGCUUCAAUAUGGUGCCAAAGGAGAUGGCAUUUCUGAUGAUACACCAGCCUUUGAAAAAGUAUGGGAAGAUUUAUGUGGGGCACAAAAUAAAGGGACUCCAAUGCUUGUGGUGCCAGCUAGAUAUACAUUUUUUGUACGUCAAAUAACUUUCUCCGGUCCUUGCAAAUCUCAAAAUCUUCAUAUUCAGAUUAAGGGAAACAUACUAGCUCCUAAGAGAGAUUCAUGGGGUACAUGUUCGAAACGGUGGCUUCAUUUCAUUAACGUAAAACAGAUGACAGUUGAUGGAUCAGGGGUGAUCAAUGGCCAGGGUGAUGCUUGGUGGGGCAAUCUUACAGGAACCGUUGGAUGUACUGGGGUUCCUCCUACGGCUAUGCUAUUUGAAAGAUGUGAUGGGCUUCAAGUUCGUGGGCUCACUUUUACUAAUGGGCCAGGGUCGCAUCUCUAUGUAGUACAUAGCGAAGAUGUGACUAUCUCACAUAUCGUCGUAAAUACGCCAGAAGAUAGUCACAAUACUGAUGGAAUUGAUCUCUCAAAUUCAGUCCGUGUUAACGUUUAUGACUCUGAAAUACAAAGCGGUAAAUAUAUGUAUUUGCAUCUCAAUCUAACUCUAGAUUAUUAUGAUCAAUAA